This is a messenger RNA of Epinephelus moara (kelp grouper), 2962 nucleotides long. RefSeq names its product TBC1 domain family, member 24 (gene tbc1d24). The coding region runs from base 243 to 1949 and encodes 568 amino acids. The record is from RefSeq and is a predicted model, not a curated record. Lineage: Eukaryota; Metazoa; Chordata; Actinopteri; Perciformes; Serranidae. The transcript is spliced from 7 exons.
UAUUCUCCUUCCCGUCGCGGGUUUUGUGUUUUAAAUACACCGCCUUUCCACAAAUUGAAGCUGAAAUCUCCCCACAUCAACAAACUCCAAGACAGCCUGCGGACCAAAUGAAUUGUGUAACCAUCAUGGGCAGUUAAGAAAAAUAGGCUAGUUAUCUGCUGUGCGGAGGACGGAAGGUUAGCAAUACCCCGGAGUGUCUCUCCUCUCUUCCCACUCAGGCAGUCCGGCAAGUUUCCAACACCAUGGCUGAAGAAGACUAUGGCAGCUUUGUGGACUGGAACCAGAUGGGGGAUCUGGCCAAGAGCAGCGGGCCCACCAAGGUAGACUGUAAAGACCUGAAAGAGUUCAAACAGAUGGCUCGGCAGGGUUACUGGGCCAAAAACCACAAACUACGGGCACAAGUCUACCAGCAGCUCAUCAAAGCCAUUCCCUGUCGUACAGUGACCCCAGACGCAGAAGUGUAUCGUGACAUUAUGGGAAAUGCAGCCACUAAGAAGCCCUCCUCUCAAAUCCCACUUCCAGAGUUUGUUGAUGGAAGCCCUCUGCCACGGUACUGCCUGAAGGCAGACGCAGUAGCCUCAGCCCACCAGAUUAUCAAUUGCGUGGCUGGACAGUUUCCAGAUAUCUCCCACUGCCCAUCACUACCUGCUGUUACGUCAUUGCUCCUGCACUUCAGCAAGGAUGAGGCUCAGUGUUUUGAGUAUGUGAGCCGCAUACUGGCCUGCAACGAGCCAGGCAAACGCCUGCUGGACCAGACUUUCCUGGGCUUUGAGUCUAGCUGCAUGACUUUUGGUGACCUGGCCAACAAGUACUGUACAGCCGCCCAUAAACUGAUCGUGGCCACAGCCCAGGAUGUGCUUGAAGUCUACGCAGACUGGCAGCGUUGGGUGUUGGGUGACCUGCCUUUCAGCCACAUAGUGAGGGUCCUGGAUGUCUACCUAGUGGAGGGCUACAAGGUUCUCUUCCGUGUGGCUAUCGCGUUGCUCAAGUUCUACCGCAAACACAAAGCAGGGGCCCAGGGAGGCCAGGGCAACCAGCAGCAGGAUUCAGGCAAAGUUAGGGCGGACAUUCAAGCUUUUGUCAAGGGCAUUGCCUCCACCGUCACACCCGACAAGCUGCUGGAGAAGGCCUUCUCUAUCCGUCUGUUUAGCCGCAAAGAGAUCACCCUGCUGCAGCUCACAAAUGAAAAGUCCCUGCAGCAGAAAGGAAUCACUGUCAAACAGAGGCGGCGGAACGUGCAGCUGGCACUUAACCCUGACACCUUCUCCUCGGAGAUCGUCAGUGCCAAGGAGAUGCGGGACAUCUGGUCUUGGAUCCCUGAGCGCUUUGCUCUGUGUCAACCACAGCUCCUCUUCACCACCUCCACCCAUGGUUGCAGCCUGAACAGAUUCUAUUCCCAUUGUGAAGGCUACGAACCCACUUUGCUCCUCAUCCGGACCACAGAUGGGGAUGUAUGUGGAGCCUACCUGUCCACAGACUGGGAGGAGCGCAAGAGAGGAGGAAACAAAUUGAGCUUCUUUGGCACAGGGGAGUGCUUUGUCUUCAGGCUGAAGCCAGAGAUGGAGCGCUAUGAGUGGGUGGUGAUCCGCCACCCUGAGUUAGCCUCCUCCGUCAAGCCUGAAGUCCAGGAAGACGCAGCCACCUCUGAGGGGCAAAACUCAGACAACAAUAUCUUACAGCAGCCCGAGAAACCUGCUGGAGACCUGUCGCCCUUCCUGUCCGCCCGUCACUUCAACCUUAACUCCAAGAAUACUUCCAUGUUCAUGGCCGGGAACUUUGACUCCAUCAUAGUGGGGGGAGGCGACGGCAACGCUCUCUACAUCGACUCUGAGCUGAACCAUGGCCGUGCUGGCAGGUGCGCCACCUUUGACAACCCGCCCCUGUGCGCUGAGAGCUUCCAGGUCGCACUGCUCGAAACGUGGGGGUUCCAGGAUGCCAUGGCAUCAUAAUGCUGUACACAUGAACACACGCUACACAUACAUACAUGUAGAUCCAUACAAGCAAAUUUGAGCACUUAAACAUGAUAAAGCAGAAAAUGUUGAUAUAAAAUGUGCAGUAAAGUGUUAAAGGUGAAAAGCACAAGGAUGCAAACAGAACUACAUCCGUCCUGCAUAUUCAUAUAUGAUUUACUAUUUUUUAUUUAUUAAUGCAGUUAAUCCAAAUUUCAACAUGAACAAAAAUGUGAUGUUUUUUUGUUUAUUUUUGUAUUUACAGAUUUGUAUUAUGAUGUACUAAUUAUAUGUCCGGUAAUAAGAAGAAAGUCAGGCUCAACUAAAAGGUUUAUUCAGAGUUCUUUUUUUUACAUCACCUGUGGUGUGUUCAUGCUGAAUGUAAGGUCAGUCUUGUAUGUCCUGUGGUUUAGCGCAUUCUGCCAAAUUUACUGUAUAGUGAUGUCUGCAGCCAGGCCAUAAGGUUUCAGAUAAAAAUGUGUGAAAAGCCGAUUUGGUGAGAUGUUUUAUUGAAUGUUGUAAAAUUAAGAUUAAGACGUAGCAAAGCUCCAGGUCAGCUAAGUUUUUGGUCAUACAUACAUGUAUGUGGGAGAUCUGCUAAUGAAUUACUGUGGUAAAUGUUUGUGAAUAUCUGUGGUGAAUUUGAGUGUUGCCAUUUUUGCGCCAUAUGUCAAAGCUUUUGUUUGAAUGAGUGGCGGUUUCUCCUCUGUAUAGUAUAUGAAUAUUCUUGUGAAUAACAGCACAAACUCGUCAGAAAAAAACUCAGAGGUGUUUUGGGUAUACAAGUACUCUCUUUUUUUUUUUUUUUAAAUUACCCUUUUCCUGCUACUUCCGUCCUCUCCAGUGUUAAGGCAGUAACAAAAAAGUCCGAAAUUGUGCCCUGUUGGCAAAGUGUUGUCGGGGUUACACGCCCUGAUUGUGUUUGUGUGUUCAAACGUGCUCCAGUGAAAUAUCAAUUGAGUAACUACAAGUGUACCAUUCAUGUGAAAAUACAGCAAAAUGCUUUCAGUAGA